Molecule: messenger RNA, 1840 nt
Organism: Aphidius gifuensis
Lineage: Eukaryota; Metazoa; Arthropoda; Insecta; Hymenoptera; Braconidae
Product: probable tubulin polyglutamylase TTLL2
Exons: 7
Coding region: 45-1679 (544 amino acids)
Biological process (GO): protein polyglutamylation; microtubule cytoskeleton organization
Cellular component (GO): cilium
Molecular function (GO): tubulin-glutamic acid ligase activity; tubulin binding
Source: RefSeq, a predicted model, not a curated record
ACUGAGCUUUUUACGAGCUGUUGCUGAAAUUUAAAAUUGAAUGGAUGAAUAAAUACAGCAUGGAUGAUUGUGUCAAUGGACCAUUUGUCUUCAGAGUUAACGACAAUGGUGGUGGCCCUCAUUUACUUGUUCAGGUAUGUACAGAGCGAGGCUGGAGAGAAUACACCGGUGAUAAUAACAAUGCCUUCAAGGAUCGUUGGAAUUUAUGGUGGAAAUCCGGUGGAUUUCCUACAUCUCAUUACAAAAGUUCAUUACCUUGGCAAUUUAUAAAUAGAAUACCAAAAGGAAGUUCAAUAUGUAGAAAAGAUAAUCUCGUUAGACAUUUAAAAUGUAUGCGUCAAAUUUAUGGAUCUAUCUAUGACAUCAGUCCUCCAGGCUAUAAUUUACCAUCAGAGUAUACAAAACUUGCUGCUGAUUGUAGUAGAUUUGAAAAAGAUGACAUGAUAUGGAUAUGUAAACCAGUUGGACAAAGUCAAGGACGAGGAAUUUUUCUUUUUAGGAAAUUAAGUGAUUUAACAUAUGACAGUGCAGCUGUUGUACAAAAAUAUAUUGAAAAACCUUUACUAAUUGGUGGAUACAAAUUUGAUUUAAGACUUUAUGUUUGUGUUCCUUCAUAUAGACCAUUAACUAUUUAUUUAUAUAAAGAAGGUAUUGCUAGAUUUGCAACUGAAAAAUUUACACUUGAUAAUAUUGAUGAUCCAUUUCGUCAUUUAACAAAUUUUGCUUUAAAUAAACUUGGACCUGGUUAUUCAAAAAAAAAAGAACGAAUUGGAGCAGGUUCAAAAUGGAGUUUUCGUCAACUCAGAAGAUACAUGGAUCAAUCAGGUUUUAAUGAUUGGUUUCUUUGGCAACGUAUUGCUAGUUUAAUAAAUUUAACAAUAUUAAGUCAAAUAUCUGGAAUACCAAAAUCAUCAAAUUGUUUUGAAUUUUUUGGUUUUGAUGUUUUAGUUGAUGCUAAUCUUAAACCUUGGCUACUUGAGGUUAAUGUAAGUCCAGCUCUUGGAAAUAAUUGUGAAGUUGAUAUAGAAGUUAAAAAACCAUUACUUCAUGAUUUAUUUGAUCUUUUGGGUCUUCCUGUUUGUAAUACUGGUCUUUCAUUAUUUAAAAUAUGGUCAGCAUCAAGUCCAGUUGUUGAUAAUUGUGUUGAUGAUUAUUGUACAUCAAAAUAUUAUCAAUCAAGAUCAUCAAAACGACAUAAUAAAGUUGGACAAGAUGCAGUAACAUUUGUUAAUGUUUGUACAAAUAAAAUUGUACCACAAUUAACACAAGAUAAUUUGUGCUCUAGGUCAUAUACAAAAUUUGAUACAUUGUGUAUUGAAAAAAAUAUACGUAAAGGUUUUAAAGGUAAUAAUAAACAUGAUCAAUCAUCUGGUGGACUUAUUUGGGACAAUGGAAGAGACUGGAAUAAUCCAAAAACUAAAGAAGGUGGUUGGAUUCGUAUUUAUCCAUUUAUUGAACAAAAAACUAUUGAAAAUAUUGAAAUUGAAUACAGAUGGAAUUCUGAUGAGCCAAAAGCCAUUGAAAAAGAAAUCAAAAAUAGUGUUUUGGAUAUACAAAAAUUCAUCAAAGCCGCCAAAGAUAUUUAUCAAAAAUUUGGUAAAGACGGAGAUGAAAAAUGUAACGAAUUAUUCACCAAAGAAUUAGAAUUAAAUACUGAAAUAUGGCUACCCGAAAAGUGACGAUAAUAAUUGUACAUUAAACCUUGUGGUGUUCUUGAAAAAAAAAAAAUUAUUUGUGUUCGCGGGCUUAUAUUGCUCUUAUAUAAAGUAUUUUUAAAAUAUUGUAAAUUAUUAUUGGAUAAAAAAAUAAAUAUUAAUUAUAAAUGUAAUACAAUGAUGUU